ACUUUCUCAAUGGAUGACUACACUAUGUUUGCAUCCGGUUAUGGUUGUGUUGAAAACAACUUGUUCUCUUUCCUCGUUUCUAGGCUCGAAAAUUCUUAUGCGUUGAGCGACUCCUUUCGUCCAGCGCGAGCCCUGACUCUUGCACUGUAUGACAGUCGUCGCCUGCCGGACUUCCCACACACUCGGGCAUCUAGCUCUUUCUCUGCUGUCGUACAAUUGUAUGCCCCAUCAUCACAACUUGAUACCGCAGAGGUGCGGCAUGGGCGUUAUCAUGAUACGCCGCCCUGGUGUCAUUUCGGUUGUGAUGCCUUUAAGAGCGUUCACCAUAUUUUUGCUCGCUGCCCGGCCUUCUUGGCUAUCCGUCGCGCGCAUGGCAUGCAGCUGUGUGAUGAGACCUCCUCCUGGCUUGAGGGCAAGGCUGCCGAUCGUGUGCGAGAGGUCUUGGAACGAGCGGCUCAGUGCCUGUGUUCUGACGACGCGGGGCUUUGGCCACAA
Messenger RNA from Suillus fuscotomentosus, 495 nucleotides. RefSeq lists its product as uncharacterized. Lineage: Eukaryota; Fungi; Basidiomycota; Agaricomycetes; Boletales; Suillaceae. The transcript has a single exon. The annotation marks the transcript as partial. The record is from RefSeq and is a predicted model, not a curated record.